AUGAGCUACUUGCUGCAGACGCUCAGAACGAAGAGGGAGGUGGACGAGGCCAUACGCAACACGGAUGACCUUCUGCUCGUUCUACGAUUCGGCCGUGAAGACGAUGCCACGUGCCUGCAGCUCGAUGAAAUCUUGUCCAAAACGGAGCGACAUUUGUCCAAGAUGGCAGUGAUCCGACUUGUGGACGUGGACGCAGUCCCCGAGUACGUCCAAUACUUUGACAUCACCCUCAUCCCCGCCACUGUCUUCUUCUUCAACGCCCAACACAUGAAGUGCGACUAUGGUACGCCAGAUCACACCAAGUGGAUCGGGGCGUUCCACUCCAAGCAGGACUUCAUCGACCUGGUGGAAGUGCUCUACCGCACGGCCCUCCACGGCAAGUUCAUCGCCGCCCGAUGUCCCAUCGACCCCAAGCACAUCCCCAAGUACACCCUCAUCUACAACGACAUCUGA
Molecule: messenger RNA, 453 nt
Organism: Acanthamoeba castellanii str. Neff
Lineage: Eukaryota; Discosea; Longamoebia; Acanthamoebidae
Product: catalytic, putative
Exons: 3
Coding region: 1-453 (150 amino acids)
Biological process (GO): mRNA splicing, via spliceosome
Cellular component (GO): spliceosomal complex; U4/U6 x U5 tri-snRNP complex; U5 snRNP
Source: RefSeq, a predicted model, not a curated record